Fonsecaea pedrosoi CBS 271.37 is the source of this 3048-nucleotide messenger RNA. RefSeq lists its product as uncharacterized. The transcript has a single exon. NCBI's taxonomy places the organism in Eukaryota, Fungi, Ascomycota, Eurotiomycetes, Chaetothyriales, Herpotrichiellaceae. The record is from RefSeq and is a predicted model, not a curated record. The coding region runs from base 1 to 3048 and encodes 1015 amino acids.
AUGGCUCCACGCGCAAAGCCGACCACCACUCCAACUCGGAGUAUGACAAGGCCAUCUGCCAUGAGAAGGACGCCUGCAGUGCCGUCGCCUCCGGCUGCAAGCGCUUCUGCUGCUACAAACCAAGGGGCCACCGGCAACGCAAGAAAUCCCAUAACAGCUCGCCGCAACAAUACCACAGCGCCCCCGAAUGUGGCAACAAGUUCGACACAGGUGGGAAGUACUCCGGCCAAAGCUGCCUCAGCCGAGGUCAAGGCCAAAGCCACGGCAGCUAAGAAAACGCCUGCGACUACCAAACACACAAAGGAACCGCCAAAUGCCGACAAGAAAGAUGGAAAAGGAAGCCGAGGCGCUGUAUCACAGGGCACACCUGACAACACCGAGACAUCAACAGACCCCGAAGAUGGCGAAACAAGCAAGUCUCCGAGAGGCCAGAUCGGAUCUCUCGUCUCAAGUCCUCCCCCGGCGAUAGCAAUGACAACUCGAAAGCAUGACAAAACCAAGGCCGGCAAGAGGAAACUAAAGCCUUUGGACGAACAGGCAUAUGUAGAAGAGGACGAUUCAGAGGACGAGUUGUCAGCCGUAUCAGCAGAGAAAAUCGCACCAACGUCCACAGUGGCAGUCGAAGACGAGUCCUCCAGUGAACAGGAAGAAAUCAAUGUGCCGCAAGUACAAAAAUCCCGAGCGCGCAAACGGAAGACCAGACCGUUCGACUAUCAGGCCUAUAAGUCUGAUGGAGAUUCGGAGGACGAUGACGACGAAGACCUUGACGAUGAUGUCCCCGGAGAUCUACCACCCAAUCCGCUCCAACGGAUCCAUCUCAGAGUCAAUCGGGAUAACCAUGAGCGCCAUAUGCGAGAGCGUGCUGCGAGACGUACCCAAAGAUCGUCUCCAACUUCCAGCUCCUCCUCAAGCUCUGGACCUUCGGAACCUCCUCGCACACCCAGGCCUGCACAGCGCUCCCCAAGUCUGGUUUCGCAGCGAAGCGCCCGACCCCGACCGAAGCGUAAACGAACCGCACCACCUACGGUCGUCAGUCCCUCAACACCCCAAAGCAGAACUUCCCAGCCAGGCGCUGUGGAUCACAAUGACCCCGUGGUACUGGCGGAGCAACUAUUUGCAGACGUCCAAAAGGUACCCAGGUCUCUGGAUCUUGACGAGAUUAGCGCGCUCUUUAUGGUCUUACAAGAAAGGAUCUCGCGUUUCUGUGGUGAUCACUUCGCUUUCGGGCUUACAUCAGAACAGGAGAAGGCGUGGCCCAUGCAUCUGUUGGCCACGAAAUACCUGCCACUGAUGCUGAUGACCCAGAGGAUUGCGGAUGGGUGUGAGUACGGUUGGCGCAACUUUUUCACAAAACUGGAACACCGACGACAUCUCGUACACGGCGUUAUUGGCGAGUGGUUCCAGCAGCGCAUCUUCAAGCACACCGCUUUCAGCAUCCCGGACGACAAGGUUCGCGCACUCGAAGACAUUGACCGCAAGUAUCUCCACUACGAUGCCUUUGUGCGGAACAAGAAGAAGGCAGAGUGCUUGGAGGAACUCAAGAUCGGCGAGACUUAUUUCCCAAGCGCAGAAUUUCCCAACAAUUACGAGCAUAUAGACAACCUAGAGAUUGCCGCUCGCAAGAUGGCUACCAAUCUGCUGCUCGUUUUGGAGCCACUCCUCCCGCCUCCGUUCUUUGACCCUCUCGUGCCGAAAUGGAGACAGUCGUCGAGAGUCAGGGAUGAAGGGGCCGAGAUGCGGUUUGGGAUAUUGCUCGAGCUUGUCGAGUUGAUCAGGAUGGCGGGCAGUCUGCAUCUCUGCAUUCGCUUCGCAGGUGUCAACGGCGUCGUCGUGCGCAUCGCACCCCACGUGCCCAAGGGCACGAGAUUGAGUCGAGAAGACGUGGAUAGAAAUAUCUGCGUCAAUGCCUACCGGUUGAACGCGCAAAAAGCUCAGUCUCUUCCGACAAGUGAUCAGUUGAAGAUCAAGAUGACCUGCUUUGGGCGAGUCGAAGCUGUGGUACCGCAUGGCCUCGACGUUCUCGAACUCGAACAAGCACAGGAGGCGGCGCGAGCAGCAGGGCAAGAGCUCACCCGGGAAGAAGCCGAACAGCGACUCUUCAAUCUGUACCCGUACGACUUGCAAGAGACGGAUGCCGCACGGGAUGCCGUUGCAGACCUAGCACCGAUUCCAGGGACGGAGUGGUCGACCAUGGUCCUCAAGACCAAAAUUCGAGAAAUUCGGGAGAAGAGAUACGGGCGUCGUCCGCAAGAAGACGAGAGAGUUGAACGGGUCGACCCCAAAAGCGGCGCAUUCGUCACCGUCUACUCGAGAGUGGCUCCCUCCAACAUCUACUGCGAAUGGAUGUCUGCUCAGGAGGCCUCGCUCUUCUCCCAUCCAGAAGCCCAACCACCGGCUCAGACCCUGGCUGAAGCUGUCGCCGAAGCCCGGCGGGAGAAGUACAUCUCGUGUUCCCUCGAGGACGCAGCCCUAGCGGUCUGGAACACCGUUACGCAGCGCGAGUUUCUCGAAUGGCUGGUGUUUUCCGGCAGCAUAGCUGGCAUCAGCGCUCUCACAGCCCCGUGGAUUGGGAGUACAAUUGAGAGUAUCCACUUGGGAGACCGGUCGAGAGAUCUGGGGACAGGCAUUCAACUACGUGCCACUCGUGCCCUGUCUGCCGCAGCGAACUGGCGAAGUGCUCUUCGAGACGCUUCGGCGUACGUGUCGCAACUCGUCGUGCCAUCUGCAAGCACCGUCACGGUCACAUCUGUUGUGACGGACUGGGCGACGACAACGACAACGCAACCCACCAAUGCGGGAGGUCCGCCGUUAAAAGGAGUUUCUUUCACCUCCGUUACCCCUUCGGAGUCCUUCGUUGAAGACCUUCCCGAAGCCUUGAGAGGAGUUACAGACACGACGCGAAUACCCAUCCCAUCGGACCAUCCAGACUUUGCCAUGGUCGCGAGCCUUUUCAGCGAGCAGAUGGGCUUCGCCAGGGCUGCAACACUAAGUACGCCGCAGUCAGAACGCACGCCAUCCUCGAGGAUCAGUCGCUCUAAGGUUCUUUAA